AUGUGGAACCUCAAGCAAUAUUCGUCUCUAGAUAUGGACAGUCCUCAUCCAAAAGCUGCUAGUUUUAUAUCACCGCAAGUGUCUAUGAGUUGCAUGUCAUCGUUCCAAUUCACACUAUCGCCGGGGGGGAUGCUUGAGGUGAAUUUGUAUAUGCUGCCAACAGCUCCGUCGAUUGAUCACUUGAUAAUCCUGGUGUUCCAAUAUAAUCCUGGAGGGAACGAUGGCACCAUUGCGAAUGUGGUCCUUAGUGCGUCGGGAUCCUCCUUUGUGCCGUAUUGGCGAACUUUGAGAAUACCCAUCACUUUAACCGGAUCUGGCAUAUCUCAAGGCUACGUAGUAUUUAUGGGGUCAGCGGCAGCAGAGUCAGUUAUAUUGAUUGACUCAUUCCGAUAUAUUCCACCAUCAUUCGACGAGGAACUAUGUGUGAUAUAUAAUGAAGAAACGCCAACAACUAUUACCACUACUACUGAUGUAUCAACAACCACAGCUUUACCAACUACCACGGAAGCACAAACUACUACCGAAACACCAACUAUUACAGAGGCACCAACUACUACAGAAGCACCGACUACUACAGAAGCACCGACUACUACAGAAGCACCAACUACUACAGUAGCACCAACUAGUACAGUAGUACAAACUACUACCCAUGCACCAACUACUACCGAAGCACCAACUACUACCGAAGCUCAAACAACUACAGAAGCACCCACUACUACCAAAGCACCAACUACUACACAAGCACCAACUACUACACAAGCGCCAACUACUACCGGAACACCAACUAUUACAGAAGCACCAACUACUACAGAAGCACCAACUACUACAGAAGCACCGACUACUACAGAAGCACCAACUACUACAGUAGCACCAACUACUACAGUAGUACAAACUACUACCCAUGCACCAACUACUAACGAAUCACCAACUACUACCGAAGCUCAAACAUCAACAACCACAGCUUUACCAACUACUACGGAAGCACAAACUACUACCGAAACACCAACUAUUACAGAAGCACCAACUACUACAGAAGCACCAACUACUACAGAAGCACCGACUACUACAGAAGCACCAACUACUACAGAAGCACCAACUACUACAGAAGCACCAACUACUACAGUAGCACCAACUACUACCCAUGCACCAACUAAUACCGAAGCUCAAACAACUACAGAAGCACCCACUACUACCAAAGCACCAACUACUACACAAGCACCAACUACUACACAAGCACCAACUACCAGUGAAGCAUCAACUACCAUCGAAUUACCAACUACUACCGAAGCACCAACUACCACUGAAGCGUCAACUACUAACGUACCACCAACUACAAUCGAAUCACCAACUACUACGGAACCACUAAUUUCUACCGAACCACAUACUACUACUGACGCACCAACCAUUACUGAAACACCAUUUUCUACCGAGUUACCAAUCAUCACCGUACCAAUUACAACUACCGAUGAGCCAACACCUAGUUCAACCGUUGCACCAAGUACUGCUUCUGGGCCAACAACAACAGAAGAACAUGUAACAGGAGAAGAUGCUACUAUCACUAACGAACCAGGAUUAACUAAAACUACCACUGAAAUUAUAAGUUCAACUACUGAAAAUCCUACAACUACAUCAUAUACUUCCAUCGCAUCUACGACAUAUACAGAAACACCGUCUACAACUUCUGAUUCUGAUACUACAACGGACUUUACAGGCACAACUCCAAAUUCACCAAAUACAACAAACAAUCCAUUGCCUGAAGUAGAUGAUUACUACAGUUUCUGGAACGCAUUUACAAUAGCAAUGGUAGUAGUUCUAUCACUAAUCGCUUUAAUAUUAAUUGCCUUCUUUUUCUACAGAUUAGGCAAAAGUAGAAGAAAAGAAGUGCCGCAUGAACUGUUUGUUGAUUAUGAUAAUCUACCGAAACCUUUAGUUAUGCCUAGAGUUACCAAAGUAUAUCCAAAUCCUAUUCGAAUUCCCGGCAGUGUUAUUAGUCAGGAUUGUGUUAUUUUCGAUUUCGAGAAAGAUUUCAACAGUUCGUUCAGUAAUGAAGUCGGUGUGUGUAGAAAUUUGAUUAUGUGGAAUGUUGGGAACUACGAAAACCUCGCCAUCGACAGCCCUGACACGGGCUCGUCGAAGUUUGUGUAUCCAAAUGAGAAUUUAAGCUGUGCAUCAUCCUUUACAUUUCAAAUGACCGCAUUGGGUGUGUUAGAAGUUAACAUUUUUAUGAAACCAACAACUGCUACGGAUCAAGUGACGAUCCUUGCGAACCAGGUGGUGGAGAGUGGACAAGACGUGGUUGUUGGGAAUACUUGGAUCAUUGCCUCUGAUGAUAAUUUUGUCAGUGGAUGGAGAACCGCCAGGUUAAUUUUGAAUGGAUUGGGCACUUUUGAUGGUUAUAUUACCAUACUUGGAAUGGCUGCACGAGAUUCAAUUGUAUUAGUUGACUCGUUUCGACACAUAUCACCCAGUAUAGAGGAAGAAGAGUGUAUUAUAUAUGAAAAAAUCACUACGACAACGACUAAAACCACACAAACGGAUGAAAUUUCAACGGAGACAGAGAACACACUAUCCACGUCAACUCUCACAACAGUCACUACUACUACCAGUCCAGGCAUUACUUCCACAACGUAUUAUACAACGACGUCAGAGCAAUCUGAAGAAACGAAGACAAUGUCAACUACUCCAUCUGGAAUCCCUGAUAUCACAACAAUGCAAACAGGAUCCUCUGAUACCACAGAUACCACUUUCUCUACAGAUAGUACCGUAAUAACAGAGUCAACUAUCUCAACAGAUUCUAGUAAGGAGACUAUUGAUCCCAUUACUUUGACGCCUCCCACAACGAUAUUAUCGACAAUAUCUACCACACGACAAACUUCAAGUUCAACUUAUCCUGAAUUUACUGAUUCAGAAACUACCACUAAAAUAAAUACGGUUAUUACAACUGAAACAACUAUGGCAAAUUCAGAUGCUACAACGAAGCCAGAUCAUACAGCUACUGAUAGUGACACAUCAUUAUCAACUACAUCACUAUCAACUGUAACUGAUAAUGAUAUUUCUACGAUCUCUCCUUCGUCCAUUACCACAGAUUCUGUGUCAACGACAAACUUAAUAACAGAGGAAUCUAAUCAACCAACAGUAACAAAUCCAAACUCUUCAACUGAGUCAAUUAUAACUGAAACUACUACUAGUCUUCAUACAGAGUAUACAACAACCACUUCUGGAACCGAGACAAAAUACACGAUGACGAAUCUACCUGAUACGUCUAGUUCCACUUCAGAAAAAAGUACUACAUAUAUUGAUACUACAACAGACGUCACACAAAUCACUUUGUACCCAGAAACUACUACAAUAGGCCAAAGUGAAUCAAUUUCCACUGCUGAAGAUAUUAUAAGCCAAGGGACAACUAAACCACCUAAUUUAACAACAACGGAGGAAAAUACAAGUGAAACAACUACAGUUACUAUUACUACUACAAAUUCUCCCUCUAAACCAAGACGUAGGUUUUGGAACACGUGUACAAUAAUUAUGGUGAUUAUUUUAAUACUUAUAAUUUUAGUUGUUACUGCUGUAGUUUGGUAUUUAAUUGGUAAAAGAAGCCGUCGAAGAGAGUCCCAAAUGAUUCUGCCUUAUUUGGAAGAGCCUCCUAAAACUCUCAUAAUACCAAGGGUCUCCAAAAUUUGGGCUGAUUCGAGCACAAUCCAUAGGUUAUCGAAUAUCAUUAAAUUAGAAUGA
Pararge aegeria (speckled wood butterfly) is the source of this 3732-nucleotide messenger RNA. Its product is annotated as mucin-5AC-like. Lineage: Eukaryota; Metazoa; Arthropoda; Insecta; Lepidoptera; Nymphalidae. The coding region runs from base 1 to 3732 and encodes 1243 amino acids. The transcript has 4 exons. The record is from RefSeq and is a predicted model, not a curated record.